Scleropages formosus (Asian bonytongue) is the source of this 1011-nucleotide messenger RNA. RefSeq lists its product as uncharacterized. The record is from RefSeq and is a predicted model, not a curated record. The transcript has 6 exons. The coding region runs from base 59 to 997 and encodes 312 amino acids. Lineage: Eukaryota; Metazoa; Chordata; Actinopteri; Osteoglossiformes; Osteoglossidae.
GUCUGUUGUCUGUUGUAUUGACCCCACUGAGCCUCAGAAGUCCUGGUGAGACAGCCGGAUGUGUUCACAGGUCAUUUCCUUUCACUGGAAAUAUGUGUUUCAACUUCCUAUUACAACAGAUAAACGCUCAAGAAAACGAGAUGUUUCUGCAUUUUCUCCGGUUCCUCCCUUCUUCACCAUGUCUCUGACCAUGUCCACCGCUGUCUCUCUCAUUGCUGUCAUCCUGGGGACUGUUGAUUGUUUGAGGCCAGAGCUGAGAGUGAAUCCUACAGUCAUCAGUGUGAGACAAUCUGUUCGUCUGAGCUGUGAGCCACCGCAGGGUCUUCAUGGAGCACAGAAUAAAUGCACAUUCAUGACAAACACAAGAGGUGUCAGUGAAGACUCAGACUGUGAGGUCUCCUUCACUGGGGCUGAACUGAUUAGACUGGGAAAUGACGGACCGGAGUCUGAGAUACUCAUCUAUUGUGUGUACAUACCGGACACUGGUGGCCCCUCCCUACACAGUGUUCCAGUAAAAGUCACAGUUACUGGUUUAGAGCCACAGCUGAGAGUGAAUCCUACAGUGAUCAGUGUGAGACAAUCUAUUCGUCUGAGCUGUGAGCCACCGCAGGGUCUUCAUGAACCACAGACUAAAUGCACAUUCCUGACACACGAAUACAGUCUCAUUAAAGACUCAGACUGUAACGUCUCCUUCACUGGGGCUGAACUGAUUAGACUGCGAGGUUUCAAACCUGAGUCUGAGAUACUCAUCUCUUGUGUGUACACACUGGACACUGGUGACCCCUCCCUACUCAGUGCUGCAGUGAAAGUCACAGUUACUGAGAAGGAACCAAUGCCACAUCCACCACCUGAUAAACCUCCAUCUGAACCUGAACUCGACCUCUUUUUGUGGCGCCACAUCCUCAGCGCACUGAUUAUCCUGCUAGCUCUGGUCUUCACUGUAGAACAUGUGCUCUUCACAAGGUCUCCGUCAGGGUCGCAGGGAGCCGGAGCCUAACCCGGAAACACAGG